UGAAAGCGCUUUUCGGCUUUUCGGUUGUUGGGGCUUUUUGCUGCGCGCGUGGAGUCCAGCGGUGGGUGGUGGUGCCUUCGCGUCGCAGAGGCCGCCUUUGGCGGAGGUCUCCAGGGGGGGAGGCAGCAGAGAGCCUUCUAGAAAGAGGAAAUCGUAUGCUAUCAGACCUUGAGCCAAGGAAAGGGUUGGGCAUGUUUGAGGAACCCAGAAAAGGCGUUGUGUGGCUAGAGCCCAAAGUUGGACGGGAGAGGCAAGAGACGAGGCUGGAGGGCAACAGGGCCUGAUCGUGCUGGGCACUGUUCUCCGUUAACUAUUUUUUACCGUAUCAUAAGGGCAGCGUGACCAGACAGUAAAUUACAGUGAGCCUCCUGUGCAUUUAGAGUAACAUUAAAUUUGUAAUCAUGACUCCAGCCUUGUCAUUUGUUAUGCAAUCUCAUUUUUCUGUGAUUUUUUUUUUUCUUUCCUGAGGGUGAUGUUUAAAGUGCUUGGCCAAAAUAAACCAUUGUUGUCAAGUUUCCCCACAGGAAUAGAAUGGAAGGAGAAUCGAGCAGACUGGAAAUUCACACUCCAGUUUUUGACAAGAAAAAGAAAAAGUACUCUGUGUAUAAGGAAGGACAUCUGAGGCAUCCCCAUGAAAGUGUCAGAGACUCCCCCCUGGCAAGCGAGCAGUCUCACGUAACCAAGAGUAAGAAAAAAAGGAAGGAUUGCCAGCAUCUUCUUCCUUCCCCUUUGAAAAAAUCAGAAAUUGGUGGUGAGACGAAAAAGGCCACAUCCGUACCCAAAAAGAAUAAAAAGAAAAAACAUAGGGCUUCGGGGGUGGAUGGGGAAACAGGUGUGGUGUAUGUCUUGGUGGAUAAAGAAAAUAUCGAGAACACACCAAAGAAUUUUAGGAGGGAUGUCGAUGUCGUGUAUGUUGACGUGAGCCAGGAACAGAAGCCAACAAAAGAGCCUGAAGCAGGCGAACUGCAUUCAGUUCCUAAGUCACAUAAAAACGAGUCGGAAGAGCUGCAUCAUAAAGUUAGGGGGACAAAAAGUAGAAAACAUCGGAGGAAAGUGGCCUCCUGGGAUGCUGAGCAGGAAAGCCUGCAUGCAAGCCUCGCUCUGCCCAAGCCAGAACCACACAAGGAGGAAACCCUGCUUUCUGUGGACCCAGGAGGUGGAAUCACACAACUACCAGUAUCGGCCCAUAAGAAAAAGUCUAAGAAAAAAAAGAGAAAAAUUGCACAUGACCAGGAACUUGAGGCAUUGCCUGGGCCUGAGAGUCUAGAGAACGUGUACUCCGAAGGAUGGCAGGGGGUCGGUGAGGUUGGGACUGCAGAAGGCAGUAAGGAAGCCGGCCGUGUAAAGAAAAAGUCUAAGAAAAGGAAGCGAAGGUCUUCUGUUGAAAGUCCUGUAGCUCCUGGGGGUGAUUUUUCAGUGCCCGCAGGGAGCUUUGAGGAUACACACUCUGAUUCACUGGAAGGUAAUGGUGCCCUGAUUGAAGAAAGAGUGAAACCCAGGCCACACCAGGAGAAAACCCAGGCCUCUUCGGAAGAGGUGCAGAGGUUAGAACCUACAAAUGAAGAGGAAAGACAUUUGGAAUUGGCCAAAGAUUCUGCAACAAGAUAUUCGUCGGAAGACUCCAGAGAUUCGGGUGACUCAGAUGUGGAUUUAGACUCGGCUGUGAGGCAGCUCCAGGAGUUCAUUCCGGACAUCAAGGAAAGGGCUGCCACCACAAUCAAGCGGAUGUACCGGGAUGACUUGGGGCGGUUUAAGGAAUUUAAAGCACAGGGUGUCGCUAUUAGAUUUGGCAAGUUUUCUGUAAAGGAAAACAAGCAGUUAGAGAAAAAUGUGCAAGAAUUUCUGUCCCUGACAGGAAUUGAGAACGCAGACAAACUGCUGUACACAGACAGAUACCCAGAGGAGAAAUCUGUGAUCACCGACUUAAAAAGAAGAUACGCAUUUAGAUUGCACAUUGGAAAGGGCAUUGCCCGGCCCUGGAAACUCGUCUACUAUCGAGCAAAGAAGAUGUUUGAUGUCAACAAUUAUAAAGGCAGGUAUAGCAAAGGAGACAUGGAAAAGUUAAAGAUCUACCAUUCCCUGCAUGGGAACGACUGGAAAAAGAUUGGCGAGAUGGUGGCUCGAAGCAGCCUUUCUGUUGCCCUGAAGUUCUCCCAGAUCAGCAGUCCAAGAAAUCAUGGUGCUUGGAGUAAGACAGAAACCCAGAAACUAAUCAAGGCCGUCGAAGAAGUGAUUCUAAAGAAAAUGUCUCCCCACGAUUUAAAAGAGGUGGAUUCUAAACUCCAAGAAAACCCUGAAGGCUGCCUGUCUAUUGUUAGGGAAAAACUCUACAAGGGCAUAUCUUGGGUAGAAGUAGAAGCCAAAGUAGAAACCAGAAAUUGGAUGCAGUGUAAAAGUAAGUGGACGGAAAUCCUAACCAAGAGGAUGACGAAUGGUCGGGAUGUGUACCGCGGAGUUAAUGCUCUGCGGGCCAAAAUCAACCUCAUCGAAAGAUUGUAUGAGGUAAACGUGGAGGACACUAACGAGAUAGACUGGGAAGACCUUGCUGGCGCCAUAGGUGAUGUUCCUCCGUCCUAUGUUCAAACUAAAUUUUAUAAGCUGAAAGCUACCUGUGUUCCCUUUUGGCAGAAGAAGACUUUUCCAGAGAUUAUAGACUACCUUUACGAGACCACCCUGCCUCUGCUUAAGGAAAAGUUAGAGAAGAAGGUGGAGAGAACGGGCACCGAAAUCCAGAGUCCCGCGACACCCAGGCAGGCCUUCCGGUUCAGUGACAUCUUCUAUCGUGACGACGACAGUGAGGGAGAAGACGGGGAGAAGAGAGAGGUCCAAGACCGCGGCAGAGGGGAGGUGGGACAUGAGCGUCAUAAUCAGACCAAGACCUCAAUUCUCCUCCAGGCCACUUUCAGUUCCACAGUUGUUGACACACACACUGAGUAAGCACAGCAGGAGCUGAAGAUGCCAGAGGGAACCAGGCAGACUUGCAGGCGACACAAUCCAGAGCUUGCUGAACACCAUUUCCAGUUCAGCUCCUGAAAUACCCGCCAGUCCUAAUUCCCCGGCCUCAUCAAACGGUGCAUCUGUCCACCAGUUGGCUCACAGCCUGACCAAGCUGUCACCGAGUCUGUUUCUAUUGUUGCUCUCUUCUGAACACCCACUGCUCUGCGUCCUCUCCCUUGGUGGCACUUUCCCGUCCAAGACGCCAAGCCUGGGUGAGCCCUUCCAUCUGCCUCCUCCCUGCACCUAAGAGGUAACUAUUUCUGGAAGAAAACCACGCAGCUGGGUGCUUGGGUGGCUCAGUUGGUGAAGCUUCUGCCUUUGGCUCAGGUCAUGAUCCCAGGGCCCUGGGAUCGGGCCCUGCAUUGGGCUCCCUGCUCAGCUGGAAGCCUGCUUCUCCCGCUGCCCCUCCCUGCUUGUGCUCACUUGCUCUCUAGUAAAUAAAAUCUUUGGGGGGAAAAAAACAACUGAGCUGGCUGGUUUCACUUUAAUGAUUGUCAGCCUCAGACACAGCGUCACCAGAGGAUCUACUUUGAUUCUCUGAUACAUUUGCUGUUCUUUCCUCACAUCAGCCAUUAUGCCUUCAACCCUCCCACACCCUUCUUCUGCCCUUUACAUGAUUCACUGAGCAAGUUGAAGGCAGCGGACGUCAACUCCCUCUUCCCUCCACCAACCAGGCGAUCCUGCCUCCAUCUGCACUCAUUCCUCCUGCCCGAAGCCUCACCCUGCGCCUGAGCCCCUCAGUCUGCCCCUUACAUUGUCUUGAAGAUUUUGAUCUUUUGCUGAUCCCUCUCCUAACGUCAGUCUCUUCUGUUCUGGAUCAUCAUCACCGUAAACAUGCUCCCAAAUCACCCAUCUUUAAAUAUAUAUGUAAUAUGUACGUAUUAGUACAAGUGUGGAAUGGGCGCUUUCCUCUGUGCUCCUCCCACUGCACCCAGCUUCUAAAUGUCCGUGGUCCUCGGGACUGUUGGGGCCUCUCUUCACAUCCUCAGUGCCUUGGAAUAACCUCGACAUGCUGACGGCUUCCAGUUGCAUGGUUACAGAUCAGAUUCUCCCCUGUACUCCAGGCUGAAAGAUGCAUCGCCGGGGGAUGCCUGGCUCGUGCAGUCUGCAGAGCGUGCACUCUUGAUCUCGGGGUUGUGAGUUUGGGCCCCAUGUUGGGGGAAGAGAUGACUUAAUAAAUAAAAUUUUGAAAAAGGAAAA
Messenger RNA from Mirounga angustirostris (Northern elephant seal), 4197 nucleotides. It is a transcript of the gene TTF1, whose product is annotated as transcription termination factor 1. Gene Ontology annotation, cellular component: nucleolus. Gene Ontology annotation, biological process: termination of RNA polymerase I transcription. Gene Ontology annotation, molecular function: chromatin binding. The transcript has 11 exons. The coding region runs from base 532 to 2937 and encodes 801 amino acids. The record is from RefSeq and is a predicted model, not a curated record. Lineage: Eukaryota; Metazoa; Chordata; Mammalia; Carnivora; Phocidae.